Molecule: messenger RNA, 1422 nt
Organism: Varanus komodoensis (Komodo dragon)
Lineage: Eukaryota; Metazoa; Chordata; Lepidosauria; Squamata; Varanidae
Gene: EDIL3
Product: EGF like repeats and discoidin domains 3
Exons: 11
Coding region: 1-1422 (473 amino acids)
Molecular function (GO): calcium ion binding
Source: RefSeq, a predicted model, not a curated record
AUGGCUUUUUUUGAAGAUGAUUUUAACAGAAACGUGUCAGCAGAACACUGGGAUGUGUGUGACUCCAACCCCUGUGAAAAUGGAGGCAUCUGUUUGUCAGUGUUGGGUGAUGACUUCUAUACCUGCGAGUGUCCCGACGGCUUCACAGAUCCCAACUGUUCUAGUGUUGUGGAGGUUGCUCUAGAUGAAGAGCCAACUUCAGCGGGGCCAUGCAAUCCUAACCCUUGCCAUAAUGGUGGAACAUGUGAAAUUAGUGAAGCUUAUAGAGGAGACACGUUCAUCGGCUAUGCUUGUAAAUGUCCAGAGGGAUUUAAUGGGAUUCACUGCCAGCACAAUGUGAAUGAAUGUGAAGCUGAACCCUGCAGGAAUGGAGGCAUUUGCACAGACCUUGUAGCUAACUAUUCCUGUGAGUGUCCAGGCGAAUUCAUGGGAAGAAACUGCCAGUACAAAUGCUCUGGGCCUUUGGGGAUUGAAGGAGGAAUCAUUUCAAACCAGCAGAUUACUGCAUCAUCCACCCAUCGGGCUCUUUUUGGGCUCCAGAAAUGGUACCCCUACUAUGCACGACUUAACAAGAAGGGCCUUGUAAAUGCUUGGACUGCUGCAGAAAAUGACAGAUGGCCAUGGAUCCAGAUCAACCUGCAAAGGAAGAUGAGAAUCACUGGAGUAAUAACUCAAGGUGCCAAGAGAAUUGGAAGCCCAGAAUAUAUAAAAUCAUACAAAAUUGCAUAUAGCAACGAUGGGAAAUUAUGGGCGACAUACAAAGUAAAAGGCACAACAGAAGAUAUGGUAUUCCGUGGAAAUGUGGACAACAAUACACCUUAUGCAAAUUCUUUUACCCCACCAAUAAAAUCUCAGUACAUACGAUUAUAUCCUCAAGUUUGCAGAAGGCAUUGUACUUUGCGAAUGGAACUCCUUGGAUGUGAAUUAUCAGGUUGCUCUGAACCCCUAGGAAUGAAAUCAGGACAUAUACAGGAUUAUCAGAUUACUGCUUCCAGUAUCUUCAGAACACUCAACAUGGACAUGUUUACAUGGGAACCUAGGAAGGCUCGACUAGACAAACAAGGCAAAGUGAAUGCCUGGACAUCAGGACACAGCGACCAGUCACAGUGGCUGCAGAUUGAUCUUCUCGUUCCCACAAAAGUGACUGGCAUUAUUACCCAAGGAGCUAAAGAUUUUGGUCAUGUACAGUUCGUGGGUUCCUAUAAACUUGCCUACAGCAAUGAUGGAGAUCACUGGACCAUAUAUCAGGAUGAAAAGCAAAAAAAGGAUAAGGUUUUCCAGGGAAACUUUGACAACGAUACCCACAGAAAGAACGUCAUUGACCCUCCAAUCUAUGCACGGCACAUAAGGAUCCUCCCUUGGUCAUGGUAUGGCAGAAUCACUUUACGGUCAGAGCUCUUGGGCUGUACAGAAGAGGACUGA